Messenger RNA from Ceratitis capitata (Mediterranean fruit fly), 924 nucleotides. RefSeq lists its product as uncharacterized. The coding region runs from base 204 to 842 and encodes 212 amino acids. The transcript has a single exon. NCBI's taxonomy places the organism in Eukaryota, Metazoa, Arthropoda, Insecta, Diptera, Tephritidae. The record is from RefSeq and is a predicted model, not a curated record.
UGACGAGCCAACCGACUGGCGGAGCUUUUCGCACGCAGACAACCAGUAAAGAGAACGCUCGCCAAAAACGCGAUGCCAAAAAGGAAAACAGUCAACUCUUAGCUGUGCCAGCACAAGCUACCGCGGUUUGUCGCUCGCUCGUUGUGCUCCAACGCAAUAAAUAGACCAGACGCAGACGAGAAAACACAAAGACCUACGCCGAAAUGUCGACUGGUCGUAUGUCUGAUGAGCAAUUUCAACGACUGCUCGAAACAAUACGCGCUUUGGGGCCACAACACACCGAACAACAACAACAGCAGCAGCAGCAACAACAAGCAAACAAAUCCAAAAGCAGCUUUGGCAAUUGCAAGGUACGUUUCUAUGGACAACGUGACAACGAUGCCGUUGAAGAGUUCAUCAAUGCCAUUGAAACCUAUAAGGAUAUGGAAGAUAUUACCGAUCAAGAUGCACUGAAAGGUCUACCACUACUCUUUCAAGGUAUUGCAUCCACAUGGUGGAAAGGUGUACGUCGUGAUGCGAAGUCUUGGACAGAUGCGUUGCAAUUGCUGCGUGAUCACUUUUCUCCUACAAAACCACCCUAUCAAAUAUAUGUGGAGAUUUUUGAUUCCAAACAAGGCGGCAACAUGCCAAUUGAUACUUUUGUUUGUCAGAAGCGUGCGCUGAUAGCCAAAUUGCCGGAGGGUCGUCAUGAUGUGGAGACAGAAUUGGAUUUUGUUUACGGUCUGUUAGAUUCGAAAUAUCAACAACAAAUACCGCGUCAUGAAGUGAAAACUUAUCGCGAGCUGUUGGAGAAAGGUCGCAAUGUGGAGCGGCAUAUGCGGAACGGUGGCGGCAAUAGAUGAACAGUUGUGAUGCCGAUGUUGCACUAAAAUAAUUUUAGUUUUAAUUCACUUAGGCUAUUUAGUGGUAAGAAUUUUUUUUAAU